CUGCGUCACACCGAACGACCGAACGAUCGACUUGACAGAUGAUGUGGCCUAACGUCUAGCGAUUUUUUAUGAAAUAUUAAAUAGAAAUAUUAGAAUGCGAAAAUGAUUGUGUUAAAACUUAUUUUAUUUACGUUGUUUAUAUCAGUGUCAAAAUGCAGGACCCCUGAUAAAGUGUAUUGUGCUAACAAAGAUUGUAAUGGACCGAUAUCUAAAGUAAAAACACUACUGAGUUAUAAUAGUGGUGAUCCAGACUUAAUAUCUUUUCGCGGAAAUAGCGAAGCCAUCGUUUAUAUGAAAUCAGCUGGUACCAAUCCAGACCUUUGGUUUGUGGACAUAGGCGGAACGACUGGAUUUGUUAAUAAAAAGUUUUUAAGAGAAACUAAAGUAUUAGAACGGAAUCUUCAAGUUGUUCCUUAUGAGGUUGAGAAGCAGGAAAGUGUGAAACCUGACAAAGUACAACAACCUCAUGAAGUGAUUGAAGGUACAACAAUAUACACUACAGAGUCAGCUGUCAAUGUUGCUCAGCAAGAUACUUCUACAGAGUUACCGGCCACCCCAACUAAUGAAGAACUCACUCCUUCACUGAACAGUGCAGAAGAAAACACAAAUGAAGAUGAGGAUGGUGAGGAUGAUGAAGACAUUGAGGAGGAGGGAAAUGUAUCAGAUACAAAUAAGAAUAAUGAUGACUCUAACACAGAUUCACCUAAUAUGGCCCCUUCAACUGAAGACACCACUGCAACUUCUAGUACAAAUCAGAAUGUAGAACUGCCUUCUGGAAAUACACCUGAGUCACCAGCAUCCACAGCUGACAAUAAUUCUGAGCAAAAUGAGCCAGUGAAAGAACAAGAUAGUUCAGAGCAUCCUAACGAUGUUCCACCAGAGGCACCACCUUUACAGCAAUUGCUGGCUACCAACAGUAACGGUAUGUUGAACAGUGAUUCAGUUAUAGAAGUACCUGAGAAACAAGAUUUCCUACAAAAUAGUUUAAUGGAAUCAGAACAGAAUGAUGGUAAAGAACAAAAUACAUCUUCAGUAAAUAACAAUGCUGAAAAUACAUCCCAAGAAACUUUGACUGAAACCAAUGUGCCUAAUGGUAAUUCCUUAAAUGAUGUUGUAGAAAAUCUGAAUGGAGAUAUUGUAAAUAAUCCUGAGAAUGAAGCUUCUGUAAACCCUAUUAGUAAACCUGAAGUUCCACCUGUAAAUGAAUCUGUAUUACCACCUGUAAAUGAACCUAUAGUCCCACCUGUAAAUGAGCCUCUAGCACCUGUAAAUCAGCCUGUAGCACCUGAAAAUGAGCCUGUAGCACCUGAAAAUGAGCCUAUAGCACCUUUAGAAAAUGAACCAGUGAUUCCACCUGUAAAAGAAUCUAUAAUUCCGCCACUCAAUGAGCCUGUGUUGCUUCCUGUAGUUGAACCUACAUUGCCUCCUGUAGUCAAUGACAUAAACAAAGUUAUACCUCCUAUUUACCCUAAUAUUAAUACAGGUGAUCAACAUAGUGAAGUGCCUCAAGAAACUAUCAUAGAAUCUAAUGAAAAUACAAUCCCACCAGAAGAACAAAUGAUACCUGCGUCAAUGGAUGCAUCUCCAACAAUUGAAUCAGUGCCACCACCAUCAACAGAAACAAUACUCCCUAUCUUUACUGAUACAAAUGUACCAACAACAACAGAGACAAUACCUCCAUUGUUCUCCCAAGAACAGCAGACUAUUCCUCCUGCUGAUUCAAUUCCUCCACUGAUGAGCAUGGAAGCUCCACCUACAACACAAUUCCCCACACAAGACUUCUUCACUGAGACCACAACUCCUUCACCAAACAUUCCAGAGGAGAGUUCCAACAUUAUUGACACACCAGAGUCUGUAUCUAAAGAAGCGUAUCCAUCAUCUCCCUAUGCAAGUGUGGAAGAUGUUAUUGCUGCAUUACCAGACCCUACAGAGGAAUCAAGUAGCAAACCAACUGAGGCUCCAGUCCAAGAUGAAAACACAGAAGGUUUCUUUUCAAAUGUGUAUUCAUCUGUGGCAGACAUCUUUCCAUCUACAACUCAAGCACCGGAACCACUAUACAAUACAGAUUAUCCCACAUAUGAGAGUGAAAAAGCUGAUGGCAAUGAAGGAUUUUCAUUUAUUAAAUAUUUUAUGUCCACAUACUACUCAAUAAUGGGCACAAGUGAAGAGACCAAAGCAUUGUUUGCUUCAGUUGGAGAAACAUGCUUCAGUGAUGAGUACUGUGACGGCACAUCAAACGAUGGCAGCAACAGACUUUUGACAUUCCUUCUAACCACAGCCAGUUCAGUCCUUCUCUUCACUUUGGGAUACUAUUACAUAGAUAAUAGAAGACAAGAUGGAAGACUCAUUGGCACAAUCAAUUCACUGCAACGGGAUUUACUUUUCACAACUAAGGAGUGCGAAAUCCUCAAAGAGGAAUUAACAACUACCAAGAACAAGUUAGCCGGUAUUGAAGACAGCUCAUUUGGCAUGGAUGAUAUGGUACAGUCGCUUAAAGAAGAAAUCAAUGAGCUCAAGGCCACAAACGACAGGCUACGGAACUCCUUAGAUGAUAAUGAAAAGUUGCUCAGGGUAUCUGAGAAUACUGCUGGAGAGUUACAGAAUACCCUGAGUGAAGUGGAGAAUACUCUUAGUGAGCUCUUGGCUGAGAGAGCUAACUCUGAAGAGCAAAUAGUGGAAUUAAAUGCAAAAAUUCAAGCGUUUGAAGAAGAAUUAAUAUCUGUAAGUCGUGAACGUGAUAACUUCCAGCUAAAGUAUGUGUCGGCUGAGAGUGCACUGGAAGAAUUUAAAAAACAAAAGAAACAACAUGAAGUCGUCAGCCAAAACUUGGCAGAAACUAAAAAUAAAAUGGAAUUACAAGAACAUGAAAUUAAAGCUUUAAAAGACGCUAUAAAAGACUUGACGAGUGGUUUGCCUGAAAAUGUAGACGCAACGGCCUUUAUUGAUCACACAGAAAUCAAAGCAAAACUCGCGAAGGCAUUAGAAGAGAGAAAUAGUUUUGAAACGCAAUUUGAGGCGGAACGUCAGGAAAGAUCACGUCUUGCUGAAGAACUGAAGACAACGAAAGAAACUUUAGCUAGCACAAGUCAGAACGCGACCGAGGCACUCACAAGGCUGGAAGUACUAGGGAAGUACUUCCAGGAGAGAGAGAGUGAACUACUUAAGGAGCUAAGCGCCAAAGAAUCGUUAUAUUUGAGCAAACAAGGCGAGUCGGCUAGUACAGUAGAAAAGAUCGAACUUCUCCAGCAAGAAGUGCAAAGAUACAAGGAGAAAUGCGACGCACUAACGCUGGAGUUAGCAGAGCAAGAGUCGUCGCGUCGCUCGGCCCUGAGCGAGGUGGAGACUCGGGCGCACAGCGCGUGGCUGGAGGCGCGCCAGGCCAAGCGCGAGCUGGACGCCGCGCGGGACGACGCCGCCGCGCUGCGACGCAAGCUCGCCGCGCUCAGCACUGCCGACGGCGCCGUGUCGCCGCAUCACAAAGUGUCGUCCCCGCUGGAGCCGGGCGAGGCGGUGCUGCCGCCGCCGCUGCCGGCGAUGUUCCUGCCGCCGCCGCUGCUGCCGCCGCUGCCGCGCCCGCCGCCGCUAGGCAGGCUGCCCUCGCCGCAUCCGCCGAGAUACGGUGACAGGCGCUAUUCUCCAGACAGUAGAUAUUCACCCGAGAGCAGAUACUCGCCGGAUAGUCGGUAUUCGCCUGAGACAGUGAGAUACUCGCCCGACAGUCGGUAUUCGCCGCGCUCAAGGCGAUCACCUUACUCGCCCAGGUCGAGGCGGCGAUCAAGAUCCAGGGAAAGGUACGAUGAUCGAGCGCCGCGGUCGCGGAAUGGUCCUGCGCCGCCUUUAGACACGGAAACUGAAUACAACUCAGACAGCCCGUCACGCUUGCCUCGCAGACGUGGUAGAUACUCAAGACAUUCAGGGCCUAGCUCAGGUUCAGGUUGUUCCUCAGAAUCGGAUAAAUGAAGCGGUCUCAAUAGGUUACUAUGCCAAGAUCUACGCAAUAUAUGAUAUGAUGCCAAAAUUGGUUAUGGUGGUUCACGAAUGUAAUAGUUGUGAGAAAUAAAACAUUUAAAACUUAUGACGUGGAAAAUCUUCAGCUUUAUAAUAGUUGCUAUUGGGUUUUAUUCGGCUGUAUCCCUUUAAUACCAACCAUAAUGUGGUGUGAAGUGAAAAUUAAAUAUUUGACGGAAAAGGUUGCAAUUUAUUCCAAUAUUGUCUGUGAUUAAACUGUAGCUCUCCAUAUGAAUUAUUUAGAAAGUAAUACCAACACUUCUCAAAGGUCCAGGUUAAUGGAAUUGCAAUAUUUAAUUAAGUCAUUACGACGACACAUUGUAAUAAAAACUCUUUCGAUUUGUUGAAAAGCUGAGCAAUGUUUACAAUAUCUUAUUUGUAAGUCAAAUGCCUGAACAGAAGUGAACAGCCUUUUUAUAUCACAACGCAAUAUAUUUUAUAACUAGAAAAUAAACUAAUCGAGACUGUAUAAUAGGUGCACUUAAAUCACGAUAAAUCUUUCCGUACAAGCAACUUAAUAGAAUCUACUUAUAUUUAAACGUUUGAGCCAUAGUUAUCCGGAAAGACUGCUAAUAUUGAAUUAGGAAAAAUAAAUUAUUAUAAUUGUUGAUGAAUAGUCCCACGUCGUUGAAUAAUUGAGUAAUUAAAAAAUAAAAUAGUAAGUCUUCCGUACCCGCGAUUUAGCAAGUAAACUUGCCAUUGCUAAAAAUAAAAUAGUCAGUAUUGCCUGGUCAUUAAAAUAAAAAGAAAAUAGCAGUACUGUGGAUUCGGAGAUCCUGCCGCUCCUGUAAUGGUAUGUUAUGUAAAUAAAAUACUCGAACCGAUUAGGAACAUAACAUUAAAAUAAAUAACGGACAAUAACAGUGUCCGUUUAUUUCUGCAAUAGUCAUUGUAUUUGGUGCUGUUCUAUAUUACGCAGUCUUAUAUUGCGUCAUAUUUUAACGAAUUUAUUUUUCAUAGACAUUUCAAACUGCAUUUAAAAAGCAUAUUAUCUGAACCAAAGCGUUUUUAAUGUUCUGUUCUUGUACCUGAUUCAUUUCUUUUUCAAUUAAUUAUCUCCAUCUCUAAUUGUGUGUUUCUAAAUUUAAUUAUAGUAAAAUAAACGUCACCUUUGAUUUUUGUUUUAAUAAAAAAUAUACUUACAGUUCAAGUAUACCUUUCACUGUUAAAUAAUAAAUACCACCUAAAAAAAUAGAAAUUAAAAUAGUAUUGUAAAUCGUAAUGUUAAUAGGUAACCCGUCAUGAAAAUUGCAAUCUUUAAUUUAUUGAACAGUUGUUGUUUUGUUAGUCAGUUAAAUGUAUUAUAAUUAUUAGAUACGAUUUUAAAU
Spodoptera exigua (beet armyworm) is the source of this 5336-nucleotide messenger RNA. Lineage: Eukaryota; Metazoa; Arthropoda; Insecta; Lepidoptera; Noctuidae. The record is from the annotation of a GenBank genome assembly.